This is a messenger RNA of Antechinus flavipes (yellow-footed antechinus), 2887 nucleotides long. It is a transcript of the gene TAAR1, whose product is annotated as trace amine associated receptor 1. NCBI's taxonomy places the organism in Eukaryota, Metazoa, Chordata, Mammalia, Dasyuromorphia, Dasyuridae. Gene Ontology annotation, molecular function: trace-amine receptor activity. The coding region runs from base 132 to 1148 and encodes 338 amino acids. The record is from RefSeq and is a predicted model, not a curated record. Gene Ontology annotation, cellular component: membrane. Gene Ontology annotation, biological process: G protein-coupled receptor signaling pathway. The transcript has a single exon.
UGGAUGAGUAUGUUCUAUUGGAAAGGUGAAAAAAUUCUCUUCUGAUUUUGGACAUGGGACUAUUAUUUCUCAAGUAGCAUCUCAUGUACUAAAGUGGAAAAAAACUUAUCUCAAAGGCCUUACUUGACAAAAUGUCAUUUUGUUAUGAAGCCAUAAAUGGUUCCUGUAUAAAGAACAAUUGGACAAAUAUCAUCCGCAUUCCCAUGUACUGUGUAAUGAUACUCCUAAUUCUCACUACAUUGGCUGGAAAUCUUAUGGUUAUUAUCUCUAUUUCACACUUCAAGCAACUUCACACUCCAACCAAUAUGCUAAUCAAUUCCAUGGCCACUGUUGAUUUUCUUUUGGGAUGCUUGGUCAUGCCUUACAGCAUGGUGAGAUCAGUCGAAAAGUGCUGGUACUUUGGAGAGGUCUUUUGCAAACUUCAUACAAGCACAGAUAUCAUGCUAAGCUCAGCAUCAAUUUUCCACUUGUCUUUCAUUUCUAUUGACCGCUACUAUGCUGUGUGUGACCCCCUGAGAUAUAAAGCCAAGAUCAGUGUCUUGGUUGUACUUGUGAUGAUUACAAUAAGCUGGGCCAUCCCUGCCAUUUUUGCCUUUGGGAUGAUCUUUCUGGAAUUAAACUUAAAAGGAGCUGAAGAUUUAUAUUAUAAACAUAUUCACUGCAAGGGGGGUUGCUUUGUGUUUUUCAGCAGAAUAUCUGGCAUCCUGGCCUUUAUGACUUCUUUCUAUAUUCCAGGAUCUAUUAUGCUAUGUAUCUAUGGGAAAAUAUAUGUCAUUGCCAAUGGGCAAGCCAGAUCAAUAAAGAAUUCAAACCAGAAGAUCCAAAAUGCUUUUGAAGAGAAACAGAAAAUUUCACGAAGCAAAGAAAAGAAAGCAGCAAAAACUUUAGGGAUUGUGAUGGGAGUUUUUCUCAUUUGUUGGUGUCCAUUUUUUCUCUGCACAGUCAUUGAUCCUUUUAUGGAUUAUACCAUCCCACCAUUUCUAAAUGAUGUACUAAUUUGGUUUGGUUAUUUAAAUUCUACCUUGAAUCCAAUGGUUUAUGCAUUUUUCUAUCCAUGGUUUCGAAGGGCCCUAAAGAUGAUUUUUUUGGGUAAAGUUUUCAAAAAGGACUCUUCUAGGUGUCAAUUAUUUUUAGGGCUAAAUACUUAGAAAUAUGUUUAACUUGGAUUUGGUUUUGUGUUAUUUAUGAAUUGAUGUACGUAGGUAAAAAUUAAUGUCUUUUAAAAAUGGAAAUUUAUUUAUACAUCUAUUAUUAUUGAACUUUUAUAAAAACUUAUUUACAGAAAAUUAGAUAUAUUGAGCUUUAUUGUGUUGAUCUUCUCCUCUAAUAAACAUGAUAGUAGUUGUAAUUUUUUCCUAGUUAUUGGAUGGUCAGCACAACUCUGCUGAGGAUCUAUUUAAAAUUUUUUUCUAAAAAUCUUAAAGUAGUAAAUUAGUUGUAGAUGUUAUAUUUCUUUGAGUGAAAUAUAUUUUUUUUUUCAAAAUUUAUCAACAAUUAAUGGGUCACUUUGUCAGAAAUGAGAAUAAUCACAACUCUAUGAUUCAGUAAUCUCUUCUUCUCCUAUUAUUACUUUAUGUACUUGUUUGCCAGUUAUCUUUCAAGAGGCCAUUCUUUUCUUCUUGACUAUAUUCUCUGCAGUUAUAAUAUUGUCACAUGUAGGUGAGUGAAAUUGCACUACAUUAAAGAGUAAAUACCAAAACAAGCAAUUUAACCUGUGACUGUAUCAGAACUACAAAUUUUCUGCUUGAUUUAUUUUCAAAAUACAAAUUUAGCUUUAAUAAUAUUAAAUAUUAAAUACUAUUUCCAAACUAUGUAGCAGAUUAAGGGAAACAAGUGUCUAGACCUAUUGUGAACCUUAUCAAAUCAUCCAUUUGUUCCAAUCUCGCCUUUUAUUCAUUAAUUUCAUUUAACAUAUGACUGAAAAAAAUCUUCUUGAUUUAUUAUUUUUUUCCAAGCACUUGAAACCUUUCUGAUCUUCUGGAAUUUCACUUUUUAAAACUUUUCUUUUUCUGCAAUCAGUUGUGAAGCAACAUUAAAGGACCAAAAUUAGGUCUUUUUUCUUCUCUUUUUUUUUCCUGGUUCAUCACUUCUACACCAGCACCACCACCUUUUCCUUGUGGCAAGUAUGUGGGAAUUGAGGAUGGAUUGGGAUCCUUAGGAGUGAUAACAAAGGAAGAUAACAAAGGGAUAACUCCCAGAAUUUCUGGGAGUUAUAAAUGGAGCUCUUUGGCACCCUGGUAAUUUCAGAACAUUGUCUAAUUUCAGCUUUCCAUAGUAUUACUACUAUAUGAUGGAAUGUUUUUCUCUUUCUCUUUGGAGAUCAAUUAAAUUUAAUAUAUUGGUAUAUUGAAGGUGACUAGGAAGAAAGUGUUAUUUUUAUUAUGUGCAGAGGGCAAAUUAUCCAAAUAAAAAGAAACUGCAUCAGAGUUCUGAUCUUAGUUUUCCCACAGAUUACUGGUCUAACCUAGAAAUACUAUGAAGAAAUUAAUCAAAUAGGGUCAAACCAACAAAAUUUAGAAAAAACUAUGGCUUUAGAUUGAAAUUAGAUCAGAAGCUUAUAAGCUAUGAAUUCUAUUUGUAUAAUAUAGAAUAUGCUAGUAUUCCAUAGUGUUAAAUGAUUGAUUUUAUAUAUAUAUAUAUAUAUAUAUAUAAUAUAAAUGAGUACAAAUUAUACUUUGAGUCUAGGGUAUCAUAAAAUAUAUCAAUAAAACCUGCAAAAUGCAUAGUCCAGAUACUGAAACAUUUUAUUUUGAACUUUUGAAAGAUAGGGAAUAUUGCAGAUUCAAAGAGAAUUUAAAAUUCUUGUCAUUGUGAGUGAAAAAUGAAAAUUUUCAACUACAAAUCAACUGAAACCCAAAUAAUAAAAGAAUCAUUGCUUUUACACCCA